AGGGCGCGCAGCUCCAAUGUCUCAGUCCCAUGGCGCCAGGAAGUGACGUCCGCACCCGCUCCCAGGCGCCUGCAGGCGGUGUUAAGUUGCUUGGAAAUGGCGGAGCGAACGCGUUUGGAGCAGGAGCAGCUGCCAGAUGAAGGACCAGAAGAGAAAGCAGAGAAAACUGUGAAAACUAAGACUGUUUCUUCCAGUAAUGAAGGAGAAAGUUCAAGUCGAAAUGCAGAGAAAAGAGCAGCUGACGAGAAAGAUCAAGAUGACUCAGCUGCUGGAGAUGCAAACAACAAACCCACUCCUGCAAAAGUCUCCAAAAUUGGAUUUUCGAUAGGAAGUAUGACUUUAAAGAAGCCAGCACCAAUAUCCAUCAAAUUAGGAGCAAGUAAACCAAAAGAAAAUACAACUGUCCUAGCUCCAAAGAAGCCUUCAGUUGCUGCAGUUUUUAAUGAAGAUGAUGAUAGUGAACCAGAAGAAAUGCCCCCAGAAGCAAAAAUGCGCAUGAAGAAUAUGGGAAGGGAAACACCAACAUCAGCAGGACCAAAUUCUUUCAACAAAGGAAAACAAGGAUUUUCUGACAACCAGCGGUUAUGGGAGCGGAAAAUGAAGAGUCAGCUGCGGAAUUUUGGAGAUGAUGACUAAAUGACCAGAGUUGAAUGCGAUGGGGCAGAUGGAAUAGAAAUUUAGGGAUUAACAUAUGUUUAAAAUCCUCUAGAUUGCUUUGAAAUGGAAACCAUUCAAUGAUGGGUGUAUAAUGUGUACUUAAAGACUUUCUCACUAUAAAUUGUAAUGAGUGCAAUGUGUUUAGUAAACAUUGAUACAAGUGGCAGAAUUUUUUGACAGAAGUUGACAUUUAGAUCUUGUCAUUUUUCAUAGCUACCAUUGAUUAUUUUUAGAUUGUUGCAGUGUGCUGUUUGAUUUGGAGCACUAUAAACUAACAUAUCUUUAUAUCAGUACAUAACAGUAGCAGGGAAGAGUUUAAUUUUCACAACAUUUGAAAAGUUCAUGAUCAUCAGUUUUCUAGCUCCUGAGAACAGUUUUAUGCUUCAUAUUGGGGAAGGAUAUUUUUGUUUUGAGCACAUUUAAUAUUGUGCAGGUAUUUAAAAGCUGCCCCUAAAAGUGUUUAUAUUUCCUAGUAUAACAUUAUUUCCCAGCAAGAGGAUGGGCUAGUGAUGCAUUCCUAAGUUGUGUGUAGACUUAAGUAGGAAUAGUUUAACUUUUCCUUGUGAUGUGAAACAUGAAAUCACUGAAUAUUGGAAUGACACAGGAAAACUGCACAUAUUAGUGUUCCAACAUGCUGCAUGUCUUAAUCCAGAUUAUUAUCAAUGGGAGUCAUGCUUUAAAAUAAAUACAUAAUUUAGCAUUUGACAUACCUGUUAAGAGUAUGGUGAAUAUCAUCAUUCCUAUUCCCAUAAGAAAUGUAUUCAGUGAAAAUAGUCACCAAACAAUUGGAAGAGCAGGUUAGGAAUUUGAUGCACAAAUUAAAAAUUAAAAUAAACUGAUUGUGAUUGUAACCACAUGAAUCAGUCAGCCUUAACUUUGCUGAAUUUUUUUUUACUGUCCUAGCCUUUGCAUUCAAGUGUUUAGAAUUAGUUCUGCUGAACAACUGCGAUAAAUAGUAAAUUCCAAAGCAGAAUGGAGUUACUGAGCCAGUGUACUACAGGAUGUUCACCUCUGUUAAUGCAAACCAUUGGAGGCUUAGAACACUCAUCUUCUGAGCUCGGGCUCUUUUGCUAAGUCUGGCAUAUUUAGACAUUUGCUGUAGUCCAUUCUUUGGUGCAUUAGACUCCAUGGUUUAAUGUCAGAUAUUCCAGUUUUAUCUUUGGACUCUCCCUUACUAAAGCCUAUCAAAGCCUAGUGUGCUUUAUUAAGAGAUUUACUCUUGUUUUCUUCUCCCAGUUUAGCUUUUUCAGUUGUAUAAAUCUGCCAGAAAUAUGAAAAAACAUUCAAGGGAAAGUGCUGGAUUAUCUCAAACCUAUCUGCUGUAAAAAUUGAUUCAGUACUUGUAUAUAAAGAAGUGGUUAUCAUUAAUUUUCCAAUCCUAAUGUCAUUAGUCUUUCUCCUAGAACUUUAGCCUAGUAAAAAAGGCUUUCCACAUAAUCUGCCUUCAGGCUAUUUUUGUUUGUUUGAUUUCAAGUGUUUAACAUUGUAAAUGGAGAAGCAUAGAUACCUCCCUUUACAACCUGUAUAUUGGAGGUGUUAGACACUUGUUUCCAUUUCACACACUCUGUCUCGGAUUCUGUAAAUAUAAUUAAAUUUAGACAGCUUUGUUCAUGCAAUAAUCUUUCUUGUUAAAAAAUAAUCUUUGUGGCUUUUACCUGAAAUUGAUGCUGUAAAUGGCUCAGUUAGUGUAAGAAAUACUUUGCACAACUGGAGGUUCACUGUGAUGUCCAAAAUUAAUCUUGCAGAGAAAGUUGCUUCUCUACAUUUAAAGGUAAGAAUGAAGUUUUAGAAAGUUUCUUAACCUUCUCAUUAAUUCAAAAAGCACAGUUACCUUAAUUUUCAUUAUCUGUGAUCUUAAACACCUAUAACCUCUUCUAAAUAUAACAAAGUUCUUGCUGUUGGCUAUGUAAUUGAUAGUUUUUCUAGUCAAUAUAGCCUAAGAUAGAGAUUGUGCAGUUUUCAUUGCAUUUGGUAAGUCAGAGGCAGUUGCCUGAUAAAUGAGAUGGUGACAGUAAAAUUUUGAUAGCAUUAUUGUUUAUAGGAAGGCUAAGAAAUCAGCAAAAGAUUCUUCCACAUUAUUCAGUGGCUUUUGAUGCGGUAAAAUCUGUUGAUGUCAUAUAAGGAACAUAUCAGGCAAGCAUGUGCUGCUCUCUGACCAACCUGCCAACAUUCAGCAGGCUGGCAUAUGAAGAAUUGAGUCUUGGUUGAGGUGCUGGAGAUUUAGAAAGGCCAUGUCUUUUUACACAAAGUAUUUUGUGUUAAUUUUUAAGAGGAAAAAGAAAUUAACAGUUGUAAGAAAAAAAAAUUCUUCAGCAUCCUUUAAUGCAAUUAUUUGUGUUGCUCUGGAAGUUUCCUUAAAUUGAGUAACUUGACUACACUUCUGGUAAAUACUUUAAAUUUAUAUUUUUUCAAUUGGAAAUGGAGAUAUAAUUUUGAACAAUAGCUCUUCAUGAUCGAUGUUCCAUAGAUAUCUGUUUUGGUUGAUUUCAACUGAUUACUGUCAUGGACCCUUUGGGUAGUCGAUAUGUCGAUGUCACACCUAGAAAGGUUUAGCUGUGAAGCAUACCACAGUUCAGAAGCUCACCACUGAGACUCGUGCAGGGAGGUUGCAUAAGACCUGUGAAAGAAAGUUGGGGUCUGCUCGGGUAUAAAAUUAAAACCUGACCUUCCCAUGGCUAAAGUGAGCCGAGCCUUUUCCAUAUCUUGCCAAACCAUCAUCGUAAGUAUAAAGGGCACACACAGACAAGUAUAACAAACGCUCAUGCACACCAUCGAGUCUUGGGUUAGGUAGCCACAACAAGGAGGAGAGAAAUACUGGGUGACAAAACCACAGGAAUUUCUUAUUUGCCACUAUUUUUUAAGAAAUGGAUUGACAUUGAAGCAUAAAAGGUGGUAGAGUAUGAGGUUGCACUGUAAUUUUCUUUUGCUUUUACAGUGAGUUUGUAUCAAAAAAGCUUUUCUAAUCCAAUCAAGCUCAAAGCUGUUCAAAAAGUUAAACGGCAAUGCUUUUUUGUUACAGUCUUCUUAAAUUGGUAUAUCUGGGCACAAGAACUUCAUUAUUGCAAACUGCGUUGGCUACACUUUUCAUUGUUGGCUGCUUUUGUCAUUUAUUAGCAGUUUGAACAUACAUACUGUUUAAAGUUAAUAGGUUGGGUACAGUUUUAGAGAGACCAUAACCAAGAACUAAAAUGAUUUUUGUGUAAUUGACCCAACUUGCUAUGUACUGAGUGCUGAACCACACAUAGUUAUCCGUGAUACUAUGCUGAGCAUAGAUUAUUUCAGAGCUUUAUCAGAUAAUACAUUUGCUUUCAUGGGCCACUUUGAUUUAGAGUGAGAGAAAAAGUGUGAUUUAUAUAUUUCUGUCUUGCCCAGGUUGGAAAAAUAGAUCAUAAAUUUCAUUUUUCACUUUUUUUUCAUUCAAAUUACCUAAUUCAGAAUUGCAACAAAUCUGGAAAUCAUUCUACAUGCAAAGCAUGUAAUAGAAACUCUUCCUUUCACAGAAGAGAGGGAGAGUUUAAAAAAUUCUCCCUAAUAUACCUCUAAAUUCUAAUAAGUGCUAACUUAAAACACACAAUUUGCACCCUUACAUUCAUAGUAAAUAGUAUACAAAAGUAUUUUUGUACAUUGUGAUUCCUGAUCACAUUUUAUUUCAUUUGAUUUUCAUUUUAUUAGAUAAUAUGCUGAAUAUUUUAAACUUUGCGGCAAUUGGUAAUUUGAAACAAUGGUAAAUGAGCAACUUGUUUCAAGUGACUGGCUAUUUGAAGAAAUCCUUUCAGAUGGCUAAGGUAUAUUUAAAAAUAUCCUUGCCUUGGCUCAUUAAUCCCAUUAUUUGCCUUCAGUUAUUUUUUUCUAUCCCAGAAACUAUGUAUGAUAUCUUGAUUAUUGGGAUGGUCAAAGUGGUGAAAUGAUUAGUGACAUAUCAAGAUUGUCAUUUCUCCCUGAGGGAAUUGUGCCCUCCUAGAUGGCCAAAAUGAAUUCAAGAACUUCGAGCAGUAAAUCACAGGUGCAGAUGCAGACUCUAUGCAGGAUUUGAAUGUUAAAGCUUGCUGUAUUUUCAGAUGUUAGAAUUGUUUUCCUUCAUCUGUAAGUUUUGUGCUGUAUAUAGAUAUAUAUAAAAAAAAGCUUCUUGUC
Molecule: messenger RNA, 4788 nt
Organism: Pristis pectinata (smalltooth sawfish)
Lineage: Eukaryota; Metazoa; Chordata; Chondrichthyes; Rhinopristiformes; Pristidae
Product: PEST proteolytic signal-containing nuclear protein-like
Exons: 5
Coding region: 97-636 (179 amino acids)
Biological process (GO): proteasome-mediated ubiquitin-dependent protein catabolic process; protein ubiquitination
Cellular component (GO): nucleus
Source: RefSeq, a predicted model, not a curated record